Linum tenue is the source of this 5527-nucleotide messenger RNA. The record is from the annotation of a GenBank genome assembly. NCBI's taxonomy places the organism in Eukaryota, Viridiplantae, Streptophyta, Magnoliopsida, Malpighiales, Linaceae.
AUGAAACGAUUCCGUUCGAAAUUCACGGUGGUGCGGUGCGCUUCUCCUCUUUUUACCUCAUCCAUAUAUAUACUCCAACUCCAACUGAUACAAAUACGCCACCCCGUUUCUGUUUCUUAUACACCCACGCCCUCGCCUCUGUUUGGAUCAUCACCACCGGCACAAGCACCAGCCUCAUCGGCGGAAAACCAAACGACGGCGAGGAGUCCGGAAACUGCAGAAGGAUUCUUGUUUGUUAAAGAACGAGAUGAACAUCGGACAGAAAUAACACCAAGACCGGAAGUGCUCUAUAUUUCUUCACUGCAAAUUUCAGGUCUUCGAUCAUCUUCGAAGGCCAAUUUUAAACAACUCGAAGAAAAACUCAUCAGUAAAUUAUUUAGGAUCCUGGGGAGAAUGGCCAAUCGUGGACAAAAGCGAUCAGAAGUGAUCGAUGAAUUGCCAGCUGACAAGAGAGCUUGCAGUUCAUUGGAUUUUAGACCGAGUACAUCGAAUUCCUCAGCUCAAGCACAGAUUACUUCCACGCCUGAUCCCAAUGACGCAGAGACCCGUGACGCUGAUAUGGAUACUACAUCUUCUCAUUCUGGGGGUUCAAGCCACUCGGAAGAGGAUCAUGAGAGGGAUUCUGCUUAUGGUUCGUGCGAUUCUGAUGAUGCAGAUCCGAGACAGAGCAGCCUGCGGAAUUAUCAGAGGCAAAGAUCAUCUGGUGAUCAUGGUAGAUUAAGGAGCGUUUUAUCCAAUCUGAGUGAAGGAAGUGAAUCUUCCGCCAAGUUAGCUGCUCUAACACAGUUGUGUGAAGUGCUGGCAUUUUGCUCCGAGGAUUCACUUUCAACUAUGAUGGCAGAUUCUUUGUCCCCAGUGCUUGUUAGGUUUGCUAGGGAUGAGAGUAACCCAGAUAUAAUGCUUUUGGCCAUAAGGGCUUUAACUUACUUGUGUGAUGUCUUCCCUCGGGCGUCUAGCUUGCUUGUUGGACACAAUGCAGUUCCAGCUCUUUGUCAGAGGUUAAUGAACAUUGAAUACUUAGAUGUAGCUGAACAGUGUUUGCAAGCAUUGGAGAAAAUAUCACAUGAUCAACCGCUACCUUGCUUACAGGCUGGUGCAGUCAUGGCUGUUCUAACUUUUAUAGACUUCUUUUCCACAAGUGUGCAGAGAGUUGCUCUUUCAACAGUGGUUAAUAUAUGUAAAAAACUGCCAACAGAUAGUUCUGCUCCUUUCAUGGAGGCUGUUCCAAUAUUGUGCAAUCUCUUGCAGUAUGAAGAUCGACAGCUUGUCGAAAAUGCGGCCACUUGCUUGAUCAAAAUAGCUGAACGAGUUUGUCAUUCUCAAGAGAUGCUGGAUGAUCUCUGUAAGCAUGGGCUAGUAAAUCAGGCCGCACAUUUAGUACAAUGGAAUAGCAGAACAACUUUAUCCCAGCCAAUAUACAAUGGCAUGAUUGGGCUCCUUACUAAACUCUCUUGUGGUUCACUCACUGCUUUUAAGACUCUCUAUGACCUUAAUAUAGGCAGUAUUCUGAAGGAAAUAUUAGCUAACUAUGACCUCUCUCAUGGAAUCUUUUCUCCUCAUUUGGUUGAUGGGCAAGGAAACCAGGUGUAUGAAGUUCUGAAGUUGCUAAUUCAGCUUCUACCAUCGGUAACAGGAGAACAAGAUGCUCAACCUCAGUUGUUGGACAAAGAGUCCUAUCUUAACGAUCACCCAGAUCUUCUGCAUAAAUUGGGGUCAGACAUAAUGCCCAUGUUGGUCCAGGUGAUUAAUUCUGGUGCAAAUUUGUAUGUCUGCUAUGGAUGUCUAUCUGUUAUCAACAAGUUAGUUUAUUUCUGCAAACCUGACACACUUGCUGAUUUGUUCAAGGAAGCAAACAUUGCAAGUUUCCUAGCUGGCGUCUUUACUAGAAAGGACACCCAUGUACUUGUUUUAGUCCUUCAAAUUGCUGAGAGAAUUUUGCAGAAGGUUCCAGAGAUUUCACUGAACUCUUUCAUUAAGGAGGGUGUCUUUUUUGCAAUUGAUGCCCUUCUAACACCAGAAAAAUGUUCGAGUUCAAUUAUACCUGGGUCCAAUGGCUUUCAACUUCCACUUGAGGUGGGUCAAAAAACUGCUUCAAGGACUACACUGAAGUGCUUAUGUUAUUCUCUUGAUACCAACGAGUCUGCCUCUACUUCUGAAGCUGGGGAAUGCAAACUUGAAAAGGAUAGUGUUCAAAAUCUGGCAAGGCACAUUAGAACCAGUUACUUUACUCAAGAGUUAGAUGAUUCUGACAAAGGACUGACAGAUAUCCUGCAAAAUCUUCGUGCUCUUGCUGUUGCUUUGGAUGAGUUGAUGAAUAAAGCUGGCUCUGAUUGUUCUACUCAUGGUGAGGAGAGGUUUUAUAAUCUACUGCACCAAAUUAUGGGAAAGCUUGGUGGAAGAGAACCUGUCUCGGCUUUUGAGUUUAUCGAGAGUGGGAUUGUAAGAUCACUAUCAAGUUAUUUGUCAAAUGGCUUGUGUUUCAGAGAAAAGAUGGUGCCACUUGCUGACUAUGAUUAUUGCCAUGUUGUAGAAAGGUUUGAGGUACUUGCCAGGUUAUUUCCAUUAUCUACAGAUCUGAAUGGAGGGUUCACUAUAUCAGUUCUUAUACAAAAACUGCAAAAUGCAUUAUCAUCUUUGGAAAAUUUCCCAGUCAUUCUAAGCCAUUCAUUCAAGCAAAGAAACUUCUAUGCAACAGUUCCUCAUGGGCGUGUGACAUCUCACCCGUGCUUAAGAGUGCGCUUCAAAAGGGAAGAGAAGGAGAUGUGCCUUCGUGACUACUCUGAAGAUGCUGUAUCUGUUGACCCUUUUGCCUCUUUGACUGCUAUUCAAGGAUUUUUGUUGGCCAAGGUUAGAAGAAAAGUGAGAAAGAGAACACAAUCAGCUGGUCAGUCUGUGGAGCCAAUGGAAGGAGUACAACUUCAAAUACCCUUAAAUGCAACCUCUGUUCAAGGAGAGAGUUCAGGGAUGGUGGAAUCUGAGAACAUGUCUGCCGAUUUUCCUGUAAUGCAGGAAGAUCGAGCUAAGCCAUCUCAAUCUUCAUCUGAAACUGUUGAAGUUCUGCAACCAAGAAGUCCCAGUCAAUCAUUGUCCGAAAACAACAAUGUUAGUGCUUCUGUGGAACCAGGGGAAGAGUCUCCUUCCACGAGAGUAGUGGGCUCAGACAGUUGCUGUUCUGCAUCUCCUCACGGCAGAGAUGAUUCUCUGAAAUUGGCUUUCUACAUGGAUGGGCAACCGCUGGACCAGACUUUAACAUUGUACCAAGCGUUUCUCCAACAAAAGAUUACAUCAGAGCUCGAAACUAAUUCCAGUGCAAACUUGUGGAGUCAAGUGUACACUAUUACAUAUAAGGUAGCCACUGAACCCGAGGAUGAAAACCGUGAAGGAAGCCAGGAUCCACUUCGACCCCUUUUGGACAAAACUGAGGCUCAUUUGCUCUAUACUUCAUAUUUCCGUUCUAUGUUGGAAUCUGAACUAGUCUCUGACGUGGACAAGUCUAGUCCUACUUAUGCUACAUUGUUUCUGCUAAAGUGCUUAGAAGGUCUCAACAGGUGCACCUUUCAGCUAAUGUCUUGGGAAAGAAUGCAUUGUUUUGCCAAAUCACUCAUACACAACUUGGACGAUAUCAAAGUGAUUUUUCUUUCGGUACCCCAGAACGAGUUUGUGAACAGUAAGUUGACAGAAAAACUGGAGCAGCAGAUGAGGGAUCCAUUAGCAGUAUCGACAGGUGGCUUACCUCUGUGGUGCAAUCAGCUAAUGGAUUCAUGCCCCUUUCUAUUUGGGUUUGAGGCAAGAUGUAAAUAUUUCCGGUUAUCAGCCUUUGGUCCUCAGAAAGCUCUUUCACAGCUGCAACAACAUAAUAACAAUAAUCCAGGCCUCUCGAGAGACAGAAGAUUACUUGCUGCUGGUAGUUCGCCCCGAAAAAAGUUCUUAGUAUCUCGUGAUCAAAUUCUGGAGUCUGCUGCUCGAAUGAUGGACCUUUAUAGUAAUGUUAGAGCACCCGUUGAAGUUGAAUAUAGUGAAGAAGUUGGUACUGGUCUUGGCCCAACAUUGGAGUUUUACACUUUGGUCUCUCACGAGUUUCAGAAUUCUGGUCUUGCCAUGUGGAGAGGAGAGCACUUUUCAUGCAUGGCGAAAGAAAUGCAGACUCAGCACUCUGAAGUUGUCUCACCUCUUGGGCUUUUUCCUUGCCCGAUGCCGCCACUUAUGCGGGAUGCAUCUAAUGGAGUAAAAUUUUGUGAGGUCGGUAAAAGGUUUUUCCUGUUGGGCCAAAUUGUGGCAAAAGCUCUUCAAGAUGGAAGAGUCUUGGAUCUGCCCUUCUCUAAAGCUUUCUAUAAGCUUAUUCUUCAUCAGGAACUGAACAUAUGCGACAUCCCAUCAUUUGAUCCUGAGCUGGGUAGGACAUUGCUAGAGUUUCAGGCGCUGGUUAACAGGAAAAAGAUUGAUUUGGAAUCUGGUGUUAUUGGAGCCAGUUUUGAUGCAUGCUUCCGGGACACCAAAAUCGAGGAUCUUUGUCUCGAUUUUACUCUUCCUGGCUAUCCGUGUUAUGUUCUUAAUGCUAAUGAAGAUCCUAAAAUGGUAAAUAUGGAUAACUUGGAGGAGUAUGUUACCCUUGUGGUGGAUGCUACUGUGCGUUCUGGAAUUUGUAGACAGGUUGAAGCUUUCAAAUCAGGAUUUAAUCAGGUGUUCCCAAUUGAACAUCUCAAGAUUUUCACAGAAGAGGAAUUAGAGCGGUUAGUGUGCGGAGAGAGGGAUUUCUGGAGUUUCAAUGAGCUCUUCGAUCAUAUCAAGUUUGAUCAUGGCUACACUGCAAGCAGUCCUCCAGUCAUAAACUUGCUGGAAAUAAUUCAGGAGUUUGAUUACGAGAAGAGAAGAGCAUUUCUCCAAUUUGUGACCGGGGCACCUCGACUGCCUCCAGGAGGUUUAGCAUCAUUGAAUCCUAAGCUGACAAUCGUGAGGAAGCACUGCAGCGCUUCAGCAGAUGUGGACCUGCCCAGUGUCAUGACCUGUGCUAAUUACCUCAAGUUGCCCCCUUACUCAACUAAAGAGAAGAUGAAGGAGAAACUGGUAUAUGCAAUUACAGAAGGGCAAGGCUCGUUCCAUCUUUCGUAGAUUUGGCUCGGAUGCUGGCGUGGUACAUAGCCAACGAAUCUGUGAAUUUGUAAAUAACAUAACAGGGGGGCGUGCUUUCCUGUUUUCCUUUCAAAUUAGAUAGAAGGUAGGGAGGGAGGUGAUUGUUAAGCUAGUUUGUGCCUUGUUGGAAUGGAACAUCAUCUCGAAGGUUUAUCUUCUCUUCUCCUCUUGGCUUUGAUUUUAGGUAGGGGGCCAUAAUGUACAUAUAUAUAGGCUAGAAGAAGGUGUUGGAGGUAGCAGUCGUUUGGUGUACAGAAGAUGGAAACAUGGAAGUCUAGAUAUUAUUCAACUGGAUAUUUUAGUUCCAUUAUUAGUUGGUUUUCCUUUCUGCAGUUAUGUACAGACCGAUCCGUUUGGGUUCCAAAUUGCAAUGGACAAUGUCAGACAGUUUCUGGUC